This is a messenger RNA of Aplysia californica (California sea hare), 1463 nucleotides long. Its product is annotated as tudor domain-containing protein 1-like. The transcript is spliced from 6 exons. Bases 459 to 1463 code for a protein of 334 amino acids. The record is from RefSeq and is a predicted model, not a curated record. Lineage: Eukaryota; Metazoa; Mollusca; Gastropoda; Aplysiida; Aplysiidae.
GAUUCCUGAAAGUACUGUUAUGUCCCUUCCAUAGUAGGCGCAUUAAACUGCUCCGGUUGCAAACUUAUGCCGGUCUUCUGUUUUCAUUUCAUAGACGCUCGUUCAUUUGCAGAUUUCUCUUAGUUUUGUAUAAUCAACAUUGAUUCUAUGAUUAUCCUUUGAAAACACUAGACCACUACCCCGCCCAUUUUGCCUUUUAGUUGCUUUCAGUAGCAAAAGGAUUGUGUUUGUGUGUAUGUGGUGGGGGGGGGGGGGGGAGUUCAAAUUAAUUAAAUCUUAAACAACUCCAUGUUUUCCUUUUUAAAACUUGAAAUGUCUGUACAAUACACUUAAUAUUAGCUAUUAAAAGCUCCUUCAUAUAAAUAUAUUUGCAUACAGUAAGAUCAGUGUGCUGAUUUCUGCGUGAUAUUGACCGUGUUGUUUGUGAUUGUUUCUUCCAGCAUCUGAGUUGAGACAUCAUGUACCAAGAGUUGUGUGACGAGUCUUCUACUGCCCGGAAACUGGUCGUGAGCCAGAAGACGGUCAGCUCCAAGAUGUUUGGCCGAGGUCGUGGCCAGAGUCACGGAGCAGGGUCAGGCUUGUUGAGAGGUCGUGGAGGAACGACGAAUACGUCCGUUCUCGGAGACGUGGUCAAGGAACAGCCGUUGGAGAACUUCACCCCUGCCUGGUUGUCUCAGUCAGGGCUGUUGUCUAUGGUCGAGACUCCAGACUCGUCCUCAUCAGCGGAGACGUCUUCAGCAAUUGGACCUUCCUUGUCUGGGAAGUUGUCUUCUUCGGUUGAACCUUCCUCGUCAGUGGAGCCGUUGGUACCAGUGCCUGAGACAAAACUGCCUGCUAUAGGGAGUGAGCCGGAGGUUCUGUUCAUCUUCGCCAACUCUGCAGAGGAGUUGUUCCUCUUGGAUGCUAAGAUGGUCAAUCUGGCGCACCAAGUGGGCGAUCUUCUCAACCGGACCUGUCGGGACGGUCCAGCUGUGGACAAGAAGGAUGUGAGAACUGGGUGUCUGGUUGCAGUGCAGUGUGGGGAAGGCUGUUACAGAGCCAAGGUGGAAGACGUAAGAGAAGAUCAGGUCCGAGUCAACUUUAUCGACUUCGGGAACAGCGAGCUGGUGUCUCUGGACUCCGUGAGGGAAAUCCCGAGGGAAGAACUGGUGCUGAACACACCGCCUCUGGCCUGGCCAUGUAAGCUCAGGAAGCCGGAGGACCGCCAAGGCUCGUGGCUCUCAGAUAUACAGAAGAUUUUCCGAGGGAUCUGGAAAAAGCAAACCUUUGUGGCGAGAGUUGUUCACCAUACAGGUGGGUGUUGUGUUGUGGAUCUGACACUGCCCGAUGGUCAGUUGGUCAACUCAAUGCUGAUCAAGUCAGAGGUCACUUCACCUGUCAGUUCUGCUCGUCCAGGGGCAGUGGUCAAGCCGUCACUUCACCUGUCAGUUCUGCUCGUCCAGGGGCAGUGGUCAAGCCUUUAG